This is a messenger RNA of Phlebotomus papatasi, 2432 nucleotides long. RefSeq names its product alpha-N-acetylglucosaminidase (gene Naglu). NCBI's taxonomy places the organism in Eukaryota, Metazoa, Arthropoda, Insecta, Diptera, Psychodidae. The transcript has 4 exons. The record is from RefSeq and is a predicted model, not a curated record. Bases 54 to 2369 code for a protein of 771 amino acids.
CAGUUGGAGAAUCUUCUCCCACCCGAGAGGUCAGUUGAUAACAUUCCCCCAAGAUGAGAGCCUCUCUAGUGCUUCUGCUGUGCAUUUUAUUAGUGAAUUCCGCACAAAUCAAUUGUACUCGAGAUGUGACUUCCUCUGUUGAUUUUACCAGUUUCUUGAAUAAUGUGAGGUCAGACACACCGGCUGAGGAACAAAGGGAUGCUGCUCUUGAAGUGAUUUCUCGAUUAAUUCCCGAGAGAGCUCAUGAAUUCACAGUGGAGAUUAAUAUUUCUCUCCCUCUCAAUACGUUUAAGAUUUCAAAGAGCGAUGAAGCAGACAAAGUGCAAAUUGUAGCGUCAUCGGGAAUCUCAGCUUGCAAAGGAUUCUAUCACUAUCUGAAAAAUUACUGUGGUUGCCAUGUGUCCUGGGAUGGGGAUCAGUUAGCACUUCCAGAAAUUUUACCGCUCGUUAAACUGUCUCGGACCUCUCCGAGUCGCUUUGUCUACUACCAAAAUGUCUGUACAUGGUCAUAUUCAUUUGCUGCCUGGACAUGGCUUGAAUGGCGUCGUCAUAUCGAUUGGAUGGCUCUCAAUGGUAUCACAUUGUCCCUAGCUCCUGUCCAGGAAGACAUUUGGACUGACAUUUACCGAGAAAUGGGACUCAGUGAAAAAGAAAUUGAAGACCAUAUUGCUGGACCGGCCUUUUUAGCAUGGCAGAGAAUGGGCAAUAUAAGAGGAGUAGGAGGACCUCUGCCUGAGCUUUUCAAAGGACGCCUUGCCACAUUGCAGAAUCAAUCGGUUUACGAAAUAAGACGUUUGGGAGGAAUGGUAGCUCUACCUGCUUUUGCAGGCCAUGUUCCUGUUGCGCUACAAAGACUUUUUCCAAACGCAUCUUACACACCAGUUGAACGGUGGAAUAGGUUCAGUGAUGAUGAAUGUUGUCCUCUGUUUCUUGAUCCUUCAGAUGAGCUCUUUCAAUCAAUUGGAAAAACCUUCCUAGAGAGAAUAAGGGAGAAGUAUGGAUCUGAUCACAUUUACUUUGCUGAUCCAUACAAUGAAAUCCAACCCAAGGAAGCUAAUCCCGAUUACUUAAGGAAAUCUGCCCAGGGAAUCUUCUCAGCAAUGCAAGCUGUUGAUGACAAAGCUGUAUGGUUGCUUCAGGGUUGGAUGUUCGUAAAGAAUCCUUUUUGGAGUGAUGAACUACUAGAAGCCUUUCUCACUGCUAUCCCACGUGGGCGGUUUCUUGUCUUAGAUCUGCAAUCAGAACAGUUUCCUCAGUAUGAAAGGACAAAUUCGUACUACGGACAACCUUUUAUUUGGUGCAUGCUGCACAACUUUGGCGGGACACUUGGUAUGCAUGGAUCCGUUAACAACGUCAACGUUCUGGUUCCUGCAGCUCGUCAGAGAGUUAAUAGCACAAUGGUUGGCGUGGGAAUUACGCCAGAAGGGAUCAAUCAAAACUAUGUGAUGUAUGAAUUUGCCUUGGAGAUGGCCUGGAACUUUGAGUCUGUUGAUGAAGAAUCUUGGUUCUUCAAAUACGCCAGUAUCCGCUAUGGUCAUGUAAACUUCCAGGCAAUCGAUGCGUGGCAGCAAUUGAGGAAUAGUGUCUACUCUUACAAGGGGUUAGACAAGAUCAGGGGGAAGUAUACCUUCUGUCGAAGACCUAGCCUUAAGCUUUCGCCUUGGGCAUGGUAUGAAAGAGCUAUGAUUGAGCGUGCCUGGGAGAGCCUUCUCAAUGCUUCGGAUGGACUUAGUUCUUCUCAACUAUAUCUUCAUGAUUUGGUUGACGUCACACGCCAGGCACUUCAGAAUCGUGCCGACGAGAUCUACCUUGUUAUCAUACAGGCAUACAAUCAUCAGCAAACUCUUUCGGUAGAAAGAAUGGCUGCACAAUUUCUCGAUCUACUCGCAGAUAUCGAAAGGAUCCUCAAAACUUCUUCACACUUCCUACUUGGACCAUGGAUUGAGAGUUUCAAAGCAAUGGCAACAUCUGACUCCGAGAGGCAUCUCUUCGAGAUGAAUGCUCGAAAUCAAAUAACCCUGUGGGGUCCUAAUGGAGAGAUUGUGGACUACGCUACUAAACAAUGGAGUGGACUUGUUGAAGACUUCUUUUUACCUCGCUGGAAGUUGUUCUUCAGCGAAAUGAUAACUGCAAUGAAAGCCAACAGCACCAUCAAUAACAACCAAGUUCAGGAGAAAAUUUUCCAAACUGUCGAAGUCCCUUUUACCCUGGACACAAAAAUCUAUCCUGUAAGUCCAGAAGGAGAUCCCAUUGCAAUUUCUAGAGAAUUGUACGACAAAUGGGCCGAUCUGAGACUGAAUGUUACGAUUCCCAAAAAGAAGCCAAAGAGACUGGUCAGGAUGAGCAGAAAAGCCAGGUAUUUUUCAUAAAUGCCAAAGGAACUUGCUUGUAAAACUUUCUCAAUGAUUAAAAGAAUAUUUUUUUAUUAAAAA